Molecule: messenger RNA, 417 nt
Organism: Gongylonema pulchrum
Lineage: Eukaryota; Metazoa; Nematoda; Chromadorea; Rhabditida; Gongylonematidae
Source: the annotation of a GenBank genome assembly
UUGAGAGCGCUGGCACAAUUGCUUGGGCCAUACGGUGUAAAGUACAUGAGUGAACGAUUGGUGUGGCAUGUGGCAAGUCAAAUCACCGAGCUGAACAAGAUCGUCAAUGAGCAUCGUGAUGCACUGCGAUUGGCAAGGAGUUGCUUUGAUAAGCCGGACAAAAUGCGUGAAUUGUUGCUGCAACUAAGUGGUGAUGUAAAAGAUAAAAAACAAAUUGCUGUGAGCGGUCCGAUGGAGUCUGUGCUACAACGCGUUACUAUCAUUGGUGAAAUUUUAUCAUUUCAUUCACUUCUGCAUGCUGCACUUCAUGACGUGCUCGAACGCCGCUUGCCGUUUCUGGUAUCGAUCGUGAAAGAUUUGUACGACUCGACAGAUGAACACAAUCGAUUGGUAAAAUCGUUUAAAAUUGACUCGUGA